AUGGGUCAAGGAGCAAAUAUGAGGUGGAAGCCUCUGGUUUGUGGAGAGCGCCCUUUGGUAGACACAGCCGGAUCGCGAAUCGUAGGUGGUCAGGAUGCGCUUCUAGGAGCAUGGCCGUGGCAAGUCAGCAUGCAGUACUCCAGACGAUUAAUUGUAUAUAAGCAUUUAUGUGGCGGCUCUCUAAUUCACAACGUCUGGGUGCUGUCAGCCGCACACUGCUUUGUACAAAAAAGCAAUCCUAAUAAUUGGAGAGCUGUGUUUGGAUUUAUCGAUCUGCUCAACCCCAGCAGUACAUCUGUAAUCUCCCUUAUUGAAUAUAUUGUUAUUCAUGCAAACUAUAAUGGAUCCACGCAUGAGCAUGACAUUGCCUUACUGAAACUGAUGAGUUACAUAAACUACAAUGAUUAUAUCCGACCAAUCUGUUUAGCAACGCGAACCUUAUCAGUUGACCCCUUAUCACUGUGCUUUAUAACUGGAUGGGGCACAAUUAUGGAAGGAGGUCCAGCAGCUGACAUUUUGCAAGAAGCACAAACAGAGCUAAUUGCUUCAUCCGUUUGUAAUGGAACAAGAUCAUAUAAUGGCAUUAUUACUAAUAAUAUGAUAUGUGCUGGAUUCGAAGGUGGAGGCAUAGAUACUUGUCAGGGAGAUAGUGGGGGACCCUUUGUGUGUUACGUUCCAGAAAGAGAGAGAUUUUACCAGUUAGGAGUAACCAGCUUUGGAUACGGCUGCGCUCAAGCUCGUUUCCCUGGAGUCUACGCCAGAGUGGAAAGCUAUCAAGACUGGAUAACGGGGCGAACAUCUACAAAGGUCGUGCACAGCGGUGCCGACACAGCCAGCAUCAGACAGUAUAACCUUAUAACUUUUGCCAUUGUGAUACUGAACGCCAAUUACCUCUACUUUAUCUCCUACAAGAUGCAGAUCUCCUACAGUCCGUGCGCACGUGGCAGCUACAGAAAAGAAAAUGAAGAACCAUUAAAGACGCUGUAA
Messenger RNA from Spea bombifrons (plains spadefoot toad), 987 nucleotides. Its product is annotated as transmembrane protease serine 12-like. Gene Ontology annotation, biological process: proteolysis. Gene Ontology annotation, molecular function: serine-type endopeptidase activity. Lineage: Eukaryota; Metazoa; Chordata; Amphibia; Anura; Pelobatidae. The transcript is spliced from 6 exons. The record is from RefSeq and is a predicted model, not a curated record. The coding region runs from base 1 to 987 and encodes 328 amino acids.